GCCGAUGCAGCAAUUCAAUCUGUGCAGCAUUCUAUUGUUUUCUGUUUACCUUUUUGUAAUAAGUGUUUCAUUUGUGACUUUCGCCGAAUGUUGAAGUAGAGAUCUAAAUAAUUUUUAAAUUCAAAUAUCACAUUAACGAUGAAAUAUGUUGAUAUAUUCCUCUGUACAUAUUUAAUAUCUUGUAUUAAAGCAGAAAUGUAAAAUGGUGCCACUUUUAAUGAUGAUGCAUACUUUGGCUAGUAAACGACGAAUUGCAAGGCAGCAAAGUGAAAUAAAAACAUCUAAAAUGGAUUGUUGUAGGACUUGCCUAAGUACUGAAAAUCUUAGUGAUAUUUUUAUUAAUAAGGAAACCAUUAUAAAACGGACGCAAGAUCUGAAACUUAUCACAGGCUUGGAGAUUAAUUACCAGGACAGCUUAUCACAGAAAAUAUGCAAAAUGUGUUCAGAUAUAAUAAGAAUGGCAUUAAAGUUCCGUAGAAAAAGUCGUAAAGCUGAAAAAACCUUGUUAAACAUGAAACAUAAAGGUAUUAUAUCAGAAAAAAUAUGUAAUAAUGUAAUUGAGAAAAAAGAUCAUAAUAUUGAAACGAAUGAUUAUAGUUAUAAUUAUUAUGAUGACGAUUUUGACAAUCAUGAUUAUGAUGAUGAAAAACCUAAGGAAGUUAAACAGAAAACCCUGCUCAAGAAAAAGGGUGCCAAAGUACCAAUAGCUACAUCAUAUAAGUGUAAUAUAUGUAAUAAGGAAUUUCGUAUGAAGGCAACAUAUAGGGCACACAUGCGAUUUCAUACUAACUUCUGUGUUUGUGAGGCCUGUGGAAAACGAUGUAGGAACAAUAAUCAAUUACAAGAGCAUAAAAGAGCAAGACACGGCUUGGGCAAAAUACAUAAGUGUGCUUACUGUGAAUAUAGUUCAGCUACAAAAGAAGCCCUAAUUAUACAUGAGCGUAGACACACUGGUGAAAGACCGUACAUUUGUGAUCAUUGCGGAGCCAGCUUUUAUCGUAGAUCUACUCUUGUACAACACAUAGCUAUACACUUACCAGAAAAGAACUUUCAAUGUGACAUGUGUCCAAAGAGGUUAAAAUCGAAAAAGUUUCUCCAAAUACAUAAGCACAAUGCACAUACAGGGAAACGGUAUGGGUAUCUUUGUCCAAUAUGUGAACACCGCUUUGAGAAACCAAAUAAAGUCAGAGCACACACGAGACGGGUACAUGGUGUACCUGAUGAACAGCAUGGUGCUAUUGUGAGAGUUCAAUUGUAGUCAUCAUCAUCCUCUGCAAAGCCGCUGCAAAGUGGAGCUAUAGUGAACUUUUAAGCAAUCAUCAUUGAUGGAAAAAUCUUUAUCAUUUUUGGAG
Messenger RNA from Pieris napi, 1352 nucleotides. Its product is annotated as zinc finger protein 568-like. The record is from RefSeq and is a predicted model, not a curated record. Lineage: Eukaryota; Metazoa; Arthropoda; Insecta; Lepidoptera; Pieridae. Gene Ontology annotation, molecular function: zinc ion binding; RNA polymerase II transcription regulatory region sequence-specific DNA binding; DNA-binding transcription factor activity, RNA polymerase II-specific. Bases 203 to 1258 code for a protein of 351 amino acids. Gene Ontology annotation, cellular component: nucleus. Gene Ontology annotation, biological process: regulation of transcription by RNA polymerase II. The transcript has 6 exons.